Anopheles moucheti is the source of this 330-nucleotide messenger RNA. RefSeq lists its product as uncharacterized. The transcript is spliced from 2 exons. Bases 178 to 288 code for a protein of 36 amino acids. The record is from RefSeq and is a predicted model, not a curated record. NCBI's taxonomy places the organism in Eukaryota, Metazoa, Arthropoda, Insecta, Diptera, Culicidae.
UUUGUUUUGAUGCGGAUUUUUGGCGAUGUUUUCAUUUGUUUCCGCUAUUCUGCGAAUGGUUCAAAUUGAAGCAGCAUUUUCACAUUUAUUUUAAACAUCAAAACCAAGAGAUUCGUAAGUCAAACUCGUAAUUCACGGACAAGCUCAUUUGUUGAACGAAGGCAGUAUGUACUUCAGAUGGAGGAAGAUAUCAGUUAUUACGUGUACAUCUCACUGACGCUCAUUCCAGUAUAUUUAGCAUUUAAACUCGUGCAGUGGAUGGGCUGGGAAUUGUUUGUUAACAACUAGGUGCAAGAGAGGUGCUGUAGAAUAUGCAGAACAAAUAAAAUG